Phoenix dactylifera (date palm) is the source of this 1544-nucleotide messenger RNA. Its product is annotated as mitochondrial phosphate carrier protein 3, mitochondrial-like. Gene Ontology annotation, cellular component: mitochondrial inner membrane. The record is from RefSeq and is a predicted model, not a curated record. Gene Ontology annotation, molecular function: phosphate transmembrane transporter activity. Lineage: Eukaryota; Viridiplantae; Streptophyta; Magnoliopsida; Arecales; Arecaceae. Gene Ontology annotation, biological process: mitochondrial phosphate ion transmembrane transport.
UCUUCUAUAAAUAGCAACGAGCCCUAAAAACCUGGCCGGUCUUCGCUGCCCGUUCGUACCCACGCGUGAGGUGGGGAGAGCGCCAUCGAUCCGAACCCUAACCCUGAUCUUCGAGCCUUGUUCUCCUCUUCCAAAAAUCCCUAGCGAUGGAUCUCUCUGAGAAAUCUCGCCAAUCGCUCCUUCCGAGCUUCCUCUACUCCUCAUCGGCCACCAAGACCCUCGGCGUCGAGAGAGUCUUGAGCCGGAACGCUGGAUCGCCGGCGCCUCCGCCGUCAAAUGACGGGGCAUCGCCGGCAUCGUUCCUCAUCCAGGCCCCGAGCGAGCCCGGGAAGAUCGCUAUGUACUCGCCGGCGUUCUACGCCGCCUGCACCGCCGGCGGGAUCGCCAGCUGUGGGCUCACCCACACGGCCGUCACGCCGCUCGAUCUCGUCAAGUGUAACAUGCAGAUUGACCCAGCUAAGUACAAAAACAUCACAUCAGGAUUUGGUGUCUUGCUUAGAGAGCAGGGGUUGAGAGGUUUGUUCAGGGGCUGGGUGCCGACCCUGCUUGGUUACAGUGCCCAGGGGGCAUGCAAAUUUGGGUUCUAUGAGUUCUUCAAGAAGUAUUACUCGGAUAUUGCUGGACCUGAGUAUGCUACCAAGUACAAGACCUUGAUCUACCUUGCUGGGUCUGCUUCUGCAGAAGUGAUUGCUGAUGUUGCUCUCUGCCCAAUGGAGGCAGUUAAGGUGAGAGUCCAGACACAGCCAGGGUUUGCUAGGGGUUUGAGUGAUGGAUUUCCGAAGUUUGUCAGAUCUGAAGGUUAUCUGGGAUUGUAUAAAGGAUUGGUUCCACUUUGGGGGCGUCAGAUUCCUUAUACUAUGAUGAAAUUUGCAUCUUUUGAAACUAUUGUUGAGCUUCUCUACAAAUAUUCAAUUCCCACUCCAAAGGAACAGUGUAGCAAGACACUACAGCUAGGUGUGAGCUUUGCUGGAGGUUACAUCGCUGGAGUCUUCUGUGCUGUCGUCUCACACCCAGCCGACAACCUUGUCUCGUUCCUUAACAAUGCUAAGGGUGCCACCGUUGGGGAUGCUGUGAAGAACCUUGGGCUGUGGGGUCUUUUCACCCGUGGGCUUCCUCUUCGUAUUGUUAUGAUUGGCACACUGACUGGAGCACAAUGGGGAAUUUAUGAUGCAUUCAAAGUCGCGGUUGGCCUGCCAACCACAGGUGGAGUUGCCCCCGCCCCAGAGCUCGCCCAGCUGAAAGCUGGUGCAUGAUUUUCUACAGACAUUAAAUAACAGAUUUGCGACAUUAUUUUGUCCAUUUUGGACGGCAGUGUAAUAUUUGUCUUGAAGCAAGACAUUGUUUGUUUUGAUAUUUUUGGGGAUGGUUUUGAUUGCGCAUCCCUUUGGCCUGCGAGACUCAUUGGACAGGUGAAGAUAGAAUUUGGCAUGAUAGCAACUGAAAGGCUAUUGAGAAAUAAAUCUCUUUUGUACUUUGGCUCAGCCAUUAUCCUCCAAAUUUCAGGAAGGAUUUCAUGGUAAUUUCAUUCCUUGUAAUUGUUGUUA